Molecule: messenger RNA, 5092 nt
Organism: Paramuricea clavata
Lineage: Eukaryota; Metazoa; Cnidaria; Anthozoa; Malacalcyonacea; Plexauridae
Source: the annotation of a GenBank genome assembly
AUGGAUAUCCAAAUAGAAGAAGACAUUUGCAUAUUAUGUUUAAAUAAUUCAGUACCUAGAAAUAGGUUUAUCAUCAACGGAAAGGACUCGGUGUUAAACACUGCCUCGAAGCUAUUCAACAACCUACCGAACAAUUGGAAGUAUACACUAACGACUCGUUUUAGGAACAUUGCCAGUGGGGAUAUAAAUUUCUUGUGCAGGACCUGCCUAAAACUUCUUGAGAAAAGAGACAGAAUUUUAUCAAAUUUAACAGGAGUUGAGAACAAGAUCCAAGGACAUUUUUCCACCAAGAGAUCAAGUGAAACAGAUCUUGCGUCUCCAUCAAAAUUUAUCGCACUCAGCGACGAUGAGGAAGCGUACAUACCUAUUCACACAUUACAACCCAAAGCACACAGUACUCCAGUCAAAGUUGUUCCAAAAGUUUCGAAAAUCAAAAAAUCUUUUUCCGAAUGCGAAACUGGCGUAAAGGUAUGUUCUUGCGGAAUUCAGCACAUUUUUACAUUAUAUUUUUACCACAAUAGUGACACAUAUAAACAUGUGAUUAUGUAUUUAUUAUUUAUAAUAUAAAGGUCCUCCCUCAGAAAAAUAUACAUUCAUAUAUUUUUUUUAAAACUUUAUAGCUUACAGUGAAAUGGCCUUCUCAGACCAAAGAACGUACAAUUCAACCUGAACUGGAACCCUUAGGCCGAGCCCUCCUUAGAGGGACAUGGAAGGAAAUUGCGUCAGCUGUAUACCGUGUUAAAGAGAUUAGAUCAGAGCUCAUCAAAUGCAUGUUGAAGCAACUGUCAGUAGAAUGCUGUGAUAUUAUUUCAUCUAAAAGGCCAUCCUUACUGAGAAAAACUACUGCGAGUGAUAUUCGUAAGCUGUCACUAGCCAAUAUAUGCCACGAAAUAAAGGAGCGUGCUCCACUAUUGUAUUCAGUCAUGAUGACUACUGCCACUCCUAAUAGAAAGAAAUAUGAUGCCACUGAAUGGUUGCCAAGUGUUGCUAUAGCUGCAGCUGUUCUUUUAAAACAAAGAUGUCGAAUGGUCAACAGUGUUCAGCUUUUGAUCAUGACAAUAAUAAAGUUCUCCGGAUUUCAGGUAUGUUUAGUAUGUUUAACAACAUGCAUAUAACCUGAUAGCCAAUACUGUAGGUACAUACUUGUUAGUAAAUAUUCUGUUAGAUAGUAAAUAUUCCGUUAGUACAUGUUAGUAAAUGUUCUGUGGACAGCUGGUAAGUAUUUACUUAUGAACAGUCAAUAAUAGUUGUGUCAGAACUAUAAAAGAAAGAUAUGUCAGGUCUUGGCAAUGUAUAAUUGAAUCAUAUCAUAAAUGUUAACUAACAGACCAAUUUUCUCUACAUAAAAAACUCGGCAAGGUUCUGAUUGCUAAAUUCAAAAUUACAGUAUAAUAUUAAUUAAAUAAAUGUAUUUCUAACCUGGUUCCUGCCUCUUUCCAGUUUUUUCAUUACAAGCUCCAAAUGUAUUGUUCUGUUUGUUCCAAGUGUAGGGGGGAGGGCAAGGGGGGGGCAAUUUGCCCCAGGUCCCAUGCUUAAAGGAGCAAUGUCACCCACACAAACAAGUUUUCCAAUUCAAUAUGACGGAUUCUCGAAGCGGCUUCACAAAUUAUAUGCAAAAAAUACAUAGUUUUGUACCAUUGAGCUUGCUGUAGAGGACCACGAGGGGAGUAUUUUAGGCACCGAACAAUUUCCGAAAUUUUGUUGUUAUGCGCAGAAAAUAUGCGCACCAGGUGACACUGCUCCUUCAAGAGGGGCCCCAAAAGUAAAUUUUAUGGAGUGGAAGGGGCCCUAUAAACUCCCAAUAGGGUAUUUUCACCCGUGCCUCCCAAAAAGCUGUGGGCAACCCUGACUGUGGAUAUCAAUUACUUGAAAUUGCCACUACUUUGAUGCUCCCAACCUCACACAAAGGUUAGGAACAUCAAAUUAGCAGUUGUUUUCAAAUACUCAAAUUAAUUCCACUCUACUGUAUGUUUUAAGAUUACAUCUUUAUUGUUUUUAGACAUUGUGUGGACUUUUCUCAACAAUGAGGAUUGGUGUAUCUGCUUCUUACUAUAACAAAAAAAGUGAUGAAUUUGGCAGUAUUUUCAAUGAAAAUCUUGUUCAAGAGAAGGCUUCUGAUGAGAGCUCAAUGUCAAUUUUGGAACAAAAAGGUGCUGAUUCUGAUAAGACAACAUCAACAGAGAAAGGUACUGAUUGUACAUUUAUUUAUUUCUGAGUUUUCAAACCGGUUUCUCAUAAUGGUCACAUGAUAGGAUGUAUCAGCGUGUUUGGUGGACUUAGUUAUCAUUUAGUUCAGUUUGUUAAUUAAGAUUGUUGUACUACAUGCUGUUACCUUUAACAUUUGUAUUAUACUGUAUACAAUAAACUAUCCAGCUUCCUGUGGCAGAACAAAUGAUAUCCCAGAUAGCUAGUUCAACACACCUAUACAAUAAUCGCAAGUGGCAACAAACCAAACUGAAUUAUUUUUUCCCAGCUCAUAAUACAGCAACUCCUCCAGACAAUGAUGUAUCUCUUCCUUUGACUUCAUGUCAAGUUGAUAUUCCUCAAACUCCAGAUGCUGAUCUUCAUUCUACUAAAGAGCAUCUUUCUGCUGGUUGUAAAUAUGUAAUAGACAACUAUGACAUGUUUCAGAAAGUACGUACAAUGACAGAAAUUAAUCAGAAUAGGGACAUCCACUGGGUGAAUCAUAACAGAGUAUCAAACCGAGUUUCUGGUAAUCAUCUCCAAGACAACACAGCAAUUUGUGAUUUGAAGAACCUGGAUAACUCCAAAGUUACUCCUUCAGUUAUUGAACACAUAAUGCAAAGAAAUAACUACAUCACACUUAUUGAAAGAAUAUUGGUGUCUUCCAUAAGUUAUCUCAAAUUUUGCAAGGGUAUAGUAAAUCAGCAAAUUCCCCAUAAGCAUGUCAAGGAGUCUGGAAUGAAGUCCAAAAAAGUAAGUCUCCCAUUCAUAAAUAAAUUCAUUCUUUCCUUAAUUAUUAAUAUUGGAAAUUAAUAAUGGUAAUAGAACGAAUAGGAGUUCAAUUAAUGCCAAAAUCAUAUAAGUGAUUUGUUAAUCACACGUAUGACUUUUGCAUUAAUAAAAUGACUUCAUUCGUAUAUAUCUUCUGUAAAGAAAACAAAAUUCAUGUUUUAUAUCCUGAAUGCUGAUUGGCUAGUUGUAAAUACUAGAGUCAUAAGUGUUUUUCAUUGGCUGUAACCAAUGAAAUUGCAUUAUUUGCCACUGAUUACAGAAUAUAUAUAGUUAAUACAUUAAUUAGCCCAUCAAUAGUGAGAAAAGCCAGGCCUCAGAAUAAAGACACAGUCCUAGCCAGUGUGCGUUUGAGGGGCGUUUGAGGUGAAUACCUCUCAAACACGCACUGGCUAGGACCAUGGCGCAAGCAUUUUGAUGAUGAAUUACGGUUACGCCAAAAUCGUUGGAAAAUCAUAGGAAAUAUAGACGGAUUUUGUGGGGGGUGCUACCCCCCCCAAUAUUACCUUUACCCCCCCCCCCCCCAACAAAAUGUCCACCCCUCCAAAAAAAAUUUCAACCCCCAACCUAAUAUUGGGCAUAAUAAAAAAUAAUUAAAUAGUCCACUCCAACGUGCAGAGUGUUGAUGAUACAAAAUAAACGUAGGAGUACAGGUACACUCUAAUAGAAAAAGACAGUGCAAUACUCUGAAACUAAUCGCUCCUCACUUGCAUUCACUGGUUUAUUGGAGCAAUUGUAAAUUUUGAAACUCUAUUAUCUCCCCUGAAUAGAGUUUGCAGUGCCUUGCAUGCAAAUAGCUUGCUUGCAAGGAACAUUUGGAAUUUUUACGAACAUUAUUUUUAGUUUUUAAUUAUUUUAGGAAAUAGUCUUGCCUAGAUUUAAUCUUUUCGCCCCAAAUAUUAUUUACAUCGGAGUUGCAUCAUAAAUUGUACUCGGAUUCAAAUGACACAAUGUCAAUGACUUUAUAAAUUAAAGUGAAAGUGUAUUGGCCUAUUGGGUUUACACUUUUACAGGUUCAUUUAACUUUAACUCUCUCAAGUCUCAACAGACAAUCGGACAGGCCAAAUCCAUUGAUAUGACAACUUCAAAAAACGUUUUUUCGAUUCUAGAACUCAUGAUUUUUUUCAAAUUUUUCCAGGGAUACUUUGUUUUCUGCACUCCAGACUCCCCCUCACGGCUAUAGUGCUCUACCCCUAGGACAUAGACCUUACUGGGGUUUGGUGACACUUUGUGUUGCUUCAGUCACCUGCUCACUGCUCACCCCCCUAAAAUUUCUGGCACCACCCCAGUAAAAAAUAUGAAAAUCCGUCUAUGAUAGGAAAAACCAAGAAGUCGGGCUUCUGUGUAGUCUAUUCUGUGGCCAGGCACAGGGAUAAGUAUUUUUUUUAUAAUUAAUAUCCAUACAAUAAUUAUAAACUUCUCUACAGGAAUGUCUUGGAAUUAUGUUUGACGAUGAAAACACAACAGAUGGCAUCGCAAAAGUCCUGACAAAACUACACGGCUACAUACCAAAAGCAACAAAUGGCCAAAACAAAUCAAUUUACCACGAAGCUGGCGUUGUGGGCGACCAAUUAACUAUUGAGAGGGCAGUAAAUCGCUUGUUAUCACUAUCAAAUGGGUUCACUCCGGAUGAAAGGUUGGAAGGAAUACAUACCGAGAUUGCAGACUGGCAUGCCGAGCUUAAAUUUCUUUUGGUAAGUCGGAUCUUCAUAAUGCCCAAUAACCCAUUCAGCAGCAAUAUACUCUUGAUCUUAUCUGCAGUCUAACAUCACAUUAUUUUGCUAUUUAAAUGUCAAGGAGUUGAAGGAGAAUUAGUGGGAAGAUGAACUAGUAUAUGCACCCUUUUUUAGGUUAAGCAAAUCCAAAGUAGUAUUUUAUUUAAAUUUAUAUUGUGAUUUAUAGUUCUUAUGGAUAUCUGUGCAUGUUUUUCUAAUUUUAGUUAAUUUACACAAGAAUGUACUCGACAAGUUCUGCUGAUGACCAAUGUGCGCUCUUCGCAGACAGAAAUUUAAUAAACAGAAGGAAUGUUUCAAGUGAUACGAAACAACAUGCAUACUCCCCAAACAAGCAAAUGUUUCUCUUGGCUCUAAAAGCAAGGGUAGUUGCUGCAGGAAUGAAG